CAGAUGGGCAACCUGACAUUCAGAUACAGCAUACUCUUAAUGGAGGGACUACAAGUUAAACAUCUGUCCAGUCAUCUAGCAUUCAUCAUUUUUUUGCUUGCUUACAUAUUUAUUAUAGUAUUUAACAUUGGGAUUUUGAUUCAGAUCUCAGUGGAAAAAAGAUUACAUCAGCCUAUGUACAUUCUUUUCUGCAAUUUGCCACUGAAUGAUUUAUUAGGCACAAUUGUUCUUUUGCCACGCUUGAUGAGUCAUAUUUUAACAGACCCCUCUGAGCGCUACAUCACAUAUGUAGAGUGUGCUAUGCAAGCUUUUUUUGGACAUGUAUAUGGAACUGCAUCCCACACUAUUCUAAUGAUCAUGGCCUUUGACAGAUAUGUGGCCAUUUGCAAUCCAUUGCGAUACCCAACUAUAAUGAGCAAUAAUAUGGUGGUUAAACUGUCGGCAGGAGCCUGGGGUGCUGCAGUAGUGCUGGUGGGAAUUCUGAUCGGCCUCAGUUUACGUCUGUCUCACUGCAGAUAUGUGAUUCAAAAUCUGUUUUGUGACAACGCUUCACUAUUUAAACUGUCCUGUGAAAAUACAGUGAUUAAUAAUGUAUAUGGGUUGACUUUUACUGUGGUUUUACUCACCUCCUCACUGGGGUGGGUGUUAUUGACAUAUCUCAGAAUAGCGAUGGUAUGCUUCAAAAGCAAAAACAAAGCAACCAACAGCAAAGCAAUAAAAACCUGCAGUACUCAUCUGACUGUUUAUAUAAUCAUGAUGGUUACUGGAUUCACCGCCAUUUUGCUUCAACGUUUCCCUGCAUACACUGAAAGUAAAAAUAUAUCUAGUAUAAUUCGCCAAGUUAUUCCACCAAGCUUGAAUCCUAUAAUAUAUGGUUUACAAGCCAAGGAAAUAAGACAGAGACUGUUUAAACUUAUUUACAAAAGUAAAGUUAACUCAGUGUGA
Messenger RNA from Ctenopharyngodon idella (grass carp), 945 nucleotides. RefSeq names its product olfactory receptor 52D1-like. Bases 4 to 945 code for a protein of 313 amino acids. Gene Ontology annotation, biological process: G protein-coupled receptor signaling pathway. Gene Ontology annotation, cellular component: membrane. Lineage: Eukaryota; Metazoa; Chordata; Actinopteri; Cypriniformes; Xenocyprididae. Gene Ontology annotation, molecular function: G protein-coupled receptor activity; olfactory receptor activity. The record is from RefSeq and is a predicted model, not a curated record. The transcript has a single exon.